Molecule: messenger RNA, 1165 nt
Organism: Acaulospora morrowiae
Lineage: Eukaryota; Fungi; Glomeromycota; Glomeromycetes; Diversisporales; Acaulosporaceae
Source: the annotation of a GenBank genome assembly
CUACAACUGACAUCAUCAACAGCAGUAGGAAUGGUGUAGUAGAGGUGAAACCGGGACGUUCAUCGGGAGUCUCGCAUGUCGCAAACGAAACCCAAAACAGAAUCCUAGAGGUGAGGAAUGAUCAUCAAGGCAAGAUCCGGGAGAAUGACAUAGCUACAAAACCAAUUAAGGAGGAACCAAAACAUACUUGUGCGGAGAUUCGAACAGCUAGUAAUAAAGACGCCAGAGUGUCAAGUGAGAGGAAGCAAGUGGAAGCACCCAAAGGCAACGAGAGGGACGUCAAAAUCAUGGGAGCUGGAAGUGAAUCGAAAGGUGAUGAAAAGUCAGUGACCCCGGAUCAAAGGGUGGUGUGUUGCGAAAAGAAGGGAACAGAAGAUAAUAACCCUGCGGAGACAAAAGAAGAAAUAAGGUUUGACUCUUGGGAUGAUAAGGACAAAAUAGUGACAGUGCCAGUUGGUACUAUCAUAACCAAGAAAUGCAAAGAACCUAGUAGGAAGGAAUCUGACCCACGCAAAGCAAGAUUGGGUUGUCGCAAUGAUGAUAUCAUACUUGCUGACCAUGAUAGUCCCACUAAUGGUGCCGAAAGUGAUAAUGAUCAUGAUGGAAGACAUAUCACAGAAAUCGUCACAGACUAUCGUGAUCAAGGAGAAGGAAAUGACACCGCCGAACGAGUGAAGCCAAUAAACCCCGAACCUAAGGGAGACGAUGAAAUCACUAUAAUGCAUCUGAUUAAGAGCACACCCAUGAAUAUAUGGAUAAAUGCGCCUACGGUGAAACAAUGGAGCUGUACCACUAUGUCACACCGUAAAGCUGACAUAAGCAAUGCAACACUUACUGCCUCAAGCCGAGUGAACCCUAUAGAUGGAAGUUCCACCCAGAAUAUUUUGAAGAAAGGAACACCAACUUGCGAUAAAGGAAAAAUAUGUGAAUUCUCAUCACAAGUGGUGGUUAUGGAGAACACGGAAGAAAGAAGUCCUACCAGAGACAGAUUAUCCGAUGGGACAAAAAAGAAGAGGGGAAGAAACAAAAUUUCGUGGAGAAAACAAGUAAUAACAAAAACCUUGCCUUACCUGUGUUUUAAUCAAGAUCCGACCAAGAUAUCCGACCUGACAACCUGGAACAUCAAAAGAAAAAGACUAUCCACCCAACGACCUACCGAUGACUA